UCUUCUUCACCUACAAUUCACUCCUCCCACACCUUCACCAAAACCUUCCACCCUCCUCUCCUCUCUCCCCCCUUCUCUCGCUCCCUCUCUCUCUCUCUAGCUCUUCAAGCCUCAGUCUCCCUCCUGUGUCCUCUCCCUCGCACGCCUCCGUUCGCUCGGUGUCGAUCCGCCUUUGCUUCCCCCAUCGAGUCCUUGACCCUUCUUUUGACUGUUUCCGGUUUCUGGGUGUUCUUGGGUUUCGCCUGUUCUUGGAAGAUCUGGUCAGCUUGGCGAUCGCCGAUCCCUGUUGGGUUUUUCUCGAGGAUUGCGUUCUGGGUGUCCCUGUUCUCGCUUUAUCCGGGCACUGGGGGACCGCCAUUCGGCGACCCUGAAUCGUAAUUGGUUAGAAUCUGGGAGUUUUGUUCGUGUACUGGGAUAGAGGGGAGAAAUUUCGGAACUUUUGCACUUGGGUCGUUCUGUUUCCGAGCCUUUCUUGAUUGAGGACUCGGGAGAGGCGAGGAGAGCGUGCCUUCGUUUUCCCGUUUGUUUUCUUGUUCUUUGGUUUUCCCUGGAGUGAAAGUUUAUUUGGGGUGAGGAAAAAUGUUGGGAACUGGAUUGCAAUUCCGGAGAGUUCGCGGCGAGGACCGGUUUUACGUCCCCGUGAAGGCGAGGAAGAACCAGAAUCAGAUGCAGAGGCAAUCGGCCGUGAGAAGUAAGAAUGAUGAGAGUGAAAGCCCAGAUUCGAAGAGGAAACCUUUUGCUUCUGAGAAUGGGGAUUCUACGGAGGCCGCAAAUGCCGUGGACAAGAGCUCGGUGGUCUCUCGCAGUAAUCUCGACAGAUUCUUGGACUCGACCACUCCUUCAGUGGAAGCUCACUAUCUCUCCAAGGUUUACAAAUACUUCACUUUGGGUGGUGUGUGUGAUUCAUUUAAGGAAUGGAGUGCGUACGGCGCGGGAGUGCCACUGCUAUUAGAUGGAAGAGAUUCCGUUGUUCAAUACUAUGUCCCAUACUUAUCGGGCAUCCAACUGUAUGGUCCAUCUACAAAUCCAAAUGCUAAGUCGAGGUCAGCUGGUGAAGACAGUGAUGUUGAUUGCUACAGGGACUCAAGUAGUAGUGAUGGAAGCAGUGAUUAUGAACUUGGGAAAGGCAUGCUUUCUAGGAACCUCCAGCAUUAUGAUCAUCCAGCAAAUGUGGUUUCUUCUAGAAUCGGUAGGUUGUCAAUGAGCGACGAGCAAAGUUCAGGGAUGGAAGGCUUUUCUAGUGAUGAUGGUGACACUGGCAUCUCUAGAGGUUGCCUGCUGUUUGAAUAUAUGGAGCGAGAUCCUCCUUAUAGCCGUGAACCAUUGGCCGACAAAGUGAUGGAUCUUGCACGUCGAUUUCCAGCUCUGGAGACUUUCAGAAGCUGUGAUUUGCUGCCAUCAAGUUGGAUCUCUGUAGCAUGGUACCCAAUAUAUCGGAUACCAACUGGUCCGACGUUAAAAGAUUUGGAUGCUUGCUUUCUUACUUAUCACUCCCUUUCAACCCCUCUCGAAGGUAGUGGAGGUACCCGUUCUCCAGUUGUUGUAUAUCCCAAUGAAACGGAAGGUGUCCCAAAGAUACGCUUAACAGUUUUCGGGAUGGCUUCCUACAAGUUUAAAGGAUCCAUGUGGACACAAAAUGGGGUCAGUGAGCAUCUAAUGACGAAUUCCCUCACGCGGGCUGCAGAAAAUUGGCUGAGACUGCGUGGGGUGAAUCACCCGGACUUCCAGUUCUUUGCUUCCCAUGGCAUGCAUGCCAGGUGAUGAUACGUGGGCAGUCUCACUGUUUUAAUAAAAAAAAUCUUCUCUGCAUGCACGAAGGAAGCAUGUGAUGAACAAAAUCGUACUCGAAUUUUGGGGAGUAGCUAUCUUUCCCUCGGAGGAACUUUUGUUGAAAUGGUUAGCUGUUGCUUUCGUGACAAAGAAAAGAGAACUCUGCUCCCAAAAUGGAGGUAAGAAAAGAAUCAGAAAAGGGUGCAAGAAUGAGAGCAGAGAACUUUCUACGGAAGGUGAGGAUCUUGAUUGCGGCCGGAAGAUACACAUGGAAGAGAAGCCCAUUAGAGUGACAAAGGUGUAAAUUGGGCUAAAAGUGACUGUUAUCUGUUGUUCUCCCCUUUCCUUCUCCUGGCAAACAUAUCUUACUAAGCUUGCUACUCACCUGCAUAAUGACAAUCUAAUGAUAACAGAGGAAAAACCAUAUGGUUUAGUGCACUUGGGGAGUUUGAUUUGUUUGCCAAACAGGCUGAAAGAAUUUGACCUUGGUGUUCCAUGUUACUUUUUGGUUGAUUGAUAGGCAAGAAAAUGAGUACAUUUUUUUCC
Syzygium oleosum is the source of this 2316-nucleotide messenger RNA. RefSeq lists its product as uncharacterized. NCBI's taxonomy places the organism in Eukaryota, Viridiplantae, Streptophyta, Magnoliopsida, Myrtales, Myrtaceae. The record is from RefSeq and is a predicted model, not a curated record. The transcript has 5 exons. Bases 580 to 1761 code for a protein of 393 amino acids.